GCUGUGCGGUUCCAGACAGACUCCAACGGCCAGGAAAAGCCCGUAGGCUUUCAUGGACUUGUGGGCAAGUCCUUCCGCCCACCGGAGCUGCACGACCACAAGCCCUACCUUGCAACGAAGGUGGACUCCUGGUGCUUGGGCUGGAGCACCUUUUACCUGCUUACGGCGCAGCCGCUUUUCAUGAGCGCCGAUCCUGCGCUCAAGGACACCGACUGGCAGCUCUUUAAGAGCGGCAAGUUUGACGAGCUUUUCAAAACAAAGUCGCCGAACUUCUCGCCAACUGGGAUUGACUUCAUCUUCAAACUACUGCAGUUUGAACCUUCCAAGCGAAUGUCAAUUGCAGAUGCUU
Molecule: messenger RNA, 349 nt
Organism: Symbiodinium necroappetens
Lineage: Eukaryota; Dinophyceae; Suessiales; Symbiodiniaceae
Source: the annotation of a GenBank genome assembly